AUGGUGGUGGCGGUGAAGAAGCCCAAGACCUUCCAGGUGGUCUUCAGCGACCCCAACAAGGCCUUCUACUGCAGCGGGGACAAGGUGUCUGGGAACGUGGUGCUGGAGGUGCUGCAGCCCUGCAGGAUGUCCCGGCUGCGGCUGGAGGCGGCCGGCUGCGCCCGUGUGCACCACGCCAAGGGCAAGCAGGGCCAACAGGAAGUGGAAUACCUGAAGUACGAAGAGGAGCUGCAGCUGGGCGAGCUGGCCCGAGAUUCUGAUGGCUGCUUCCUGCUGCAGCCUGGAAACACAUACCACUUCCUGUUUGGGUUCGAGCUGCCGCCUCCUGGGCGGCUGGUGUCGUCCUUCAAGGGGAAGUUCGGAUACGUCCGCUACUACAUACGGGCGGUGAUGGAGGCACCUUCCCAGAAUGCUUUGCAGUGUGAGAGGGAGUUUGAGGUGGAGGAGCCGCUGGACGUCAACACACCCGACCUGCUGGCUCCUGCGGCGGGCUCCAAGCAGAAGAAGGUGACCAUCAUGUUCAUCCCGGACGGCCAGGUCUCCAUCAGCGCCCAGAUCGACAGGAAGGGGUUCUGCGAGGGCGAGGAGAUCAGCAUCAACGCCAAGUUCGAGAACUCCUGCUCCCGCAUCGUGGUGCCGAAGGCCGCCAUCGUCGCCAAGCACACCUACCAGGCCAACGGGCGCAUCAAGGUCCUGAGGCAGAAACUGUCGGCGGUUCGGGGAAACCACAUCAUCUCAGGGAUGUGCGACAUGUGGCAGGGAAAAACCAUCCGGGUGCCCAAACUGAAGCCGUCGCUGGUGGGCUGUGACAUCAUCAAGGUGGACUACGCCCUCAUGCUCUACCUGCACAUCCCCGGCAGCGACAAGCUGAUCCUGGAGCUGCCGCUGGUGAUCGGGACGAUCCCGUUCAGCGGUUUUGGCAGCCGGACGAACAGCAUGAGCAGCCAGGCGGAGUCUCUGAGCUCGCCCUCGGCCAGCUGGGCCUCCUUCCCCUCGGCACCGCCCAGCUACAGCAACAUCCACCGCGACCUGCGCGUCGACAGCAUGCCGCUGCUGGACGACUACGACGGCGAGGAGGAGGAGGAGGGGCUCUUCAUGCGAGCACCAGAACACCAUUACCCUCCACCCCCUGCCUACUCUGAGGUUAAUUAAGACAUCAGCAGAGGUCGGGUCGUCCAGGUCUCCUGAACCACCAGGAACCAGAACCUGUUUGAGCUGCAAGAAGAAGAAACUGCAGCAAACGUUUGUGAAGACUGAAGACUUCCUGGUCCAGAGAGCCUGACUUCCUGUCCGUCAUGGGUUCGUCCAGACGCUGUGCAGCUGCUGGUCGUUCCUCCUAUUCAUUCCACAGCAGCUCCGUGCCGACGGGCGCCGAGCUCUCAGGCCUGAUGAGACCUGAUCUCAGGUCUGCUGAGGCCUCAGCUGUGUGUUCAGUAUUACUUUGCACUUUCUAGACUUCAUCGUGUUGUGAACUCAUGUUUUCUAGUGUUUAUUCUAGAUGUUUCUGGGCUCGGCUCAGUGCUGUUACAGUGAGAUGAAACUGUAUAUUUUUUACUCUGUAAAUAAGAAUGCACCAUUUUGUAUAUGAUGCCCUCUGGGCUUAUUUUUGUAUUCAGAGAAUAAAUCAUUUAAUUUCA
Myripristis murdjan (pinecone soldierfish) is the source of this 1637-nucleotide messenger RNA. Its product is annotated as thioredoxin-interacting protein-like. Gene Ontology annotation, biological process: protein transport. Gene Ontology annotation, cellular component: cytoplasm. The transcript has 7 exons. The coding region runs from base 1 to 1152 and encodes 383 amino acids. Lineage: Eukaryota; Metazoa; Chordata; Actinopteri; Holocentriformes; Holocentridae. The record is from RefSeq and is a predicted model, not a curated record. Gene Ontology annotation, molecular function: ubiquitin protein ligase binding.